This is a messenger RNA of Marchantia polymorpha subsp. ruderalis, 609 nucleotides long. The record is from the annotation of a GenBank genome assembly. NCBI's taxonomy places the organism in Eukaryota, Viridiplantae, Streptophyta, Marchantiopsida, Marchantiales, Marchantiaceae.
AAGGUUUACAAUUGAAGUGACUGAACAUGAAUUCUUACCCUGUCAAAGUGAAAAGAGGUUGUGACAUGAUGUAUCACGAUCUAUGAGACAUACGCCGAGACAUGAAAAUGCGACUACUACUAAUGGAUCUGCUAAUCGAUCUACUAAGUUUUCUACUCAACCCCCGGUCAUCCUCCACACUACUGUGUAUUGAGAUAAAGUAUCAAUUCAUCUAAUACUACAUUUCAUGUCCAUGUGCUAGUGCCAGAUGCCUGGGGCGAGACAGCGCUUAAGCUGGCCAAGCUGGCGGACCUUCAAUGCACUGUCGAUAUGAUUACAUCGUCACCUUUCAGAAUUUUUGCCGAUGAGUUCCUUUCCACACAAUCCCAAAUAUUUUCCUGCUCCACAGUGACACCAGCUAGCCUUUCUUCCAAUUCCCCAAAAGCCACAGAGAUUUUAAGGUUGAGAAUAUUGUCAUUAGAGACUCCAAGUUUUCUAGUGAAUUCCAGAUGCUGCAUAACAUCAUAUCAGCACGGAAGAAUUGACAAUCCACAGAUUUGACCUAUGGAUUCAUAAGUUUCGACCUUUCUUUCAGUUCAAGAAGUAACAACGAUAGGAUUGAUUGAUUUG